Messenger RNA from Culex quinquefasciatus (southern house mosquito), 1954 nucleotides. RefSeq names its product N-acetylglucosamine-6-phosphate deacetylase. Bases 615 to 1847 code for a protein of 410 amino acids. Lineage: Eukaryota; Metazoa; Arthropoda; Insecta; Diptera; Culicidae. The transcript has 5 exons. Gene Ontology annotation, biological process: N-acetylglucosamine catabolic process. The record is from RefSeq and is a predicted model, not a curated record. Gene Ontology annotation, molecular function: N-acetylglucosamine-6-phosphate deacetylase activity.
ACGUCGGUAAACAGAUUCGUCGAGUCCUCCCAGCACUUUACACACAAAGAGUAUUUACACCCGCCGUUGUUGCGGGGUUGAGCCGUGUUUUAUCAAUCGUAACUUAUCGUACUUUGUGUGCGGUUCUUCCGUAACACGAUCAGCUGAUUUUCGUUCUAAACCGUAAAGUGUGGGUGAAUCGCUCUUCGUUCCCAUCAUCGCGCAGUGACACACUUUUUGUUAUCAACAUUUUAACAUACUUCGAAAAACAGCAGGAGAACGAGAAUCGCACUUGAUGACUUACUCUUCGUAAUACAGUAUUGAGUGAGUUCCAGUCAGUCGGCUAGGAGAGCAUACAUAUGCGAGUGCGACCUUCCUAUUUAUAUAAAACAAAUGCAAAAUUGGCCAUCGCCUUCAGUUCAGUAGUUAAUUCCGUCUGAGUUCAUUCCAGUUUAGUAUUGAGUUGAGUGAAGAGAUAUUGAACACAAUAUACAGAAGUGCUAUCGAUUAACGGCAAUAAAACAGAGGAAUCACAACCAAGUUAUCUUAUCACUAAUCUUGAUAUUUACGGUAGUGCAAUAACAAAAGUUGUUCAAGUGAAAACGAGCGUGUGAGCAAGCCAGCAAGCGAAAGCCAUGACCUUAAAAUUAACCCAAUUUCGGAACUGUCGCCUGCUGCGAAACCAUCAAUUGGUGGUGGACGAUCUGUGGGUGCGGGCCGGGAAGGUGAUCGACCCGGAGAAGGUGUUUUUCGACGAGAAGCAGCAGGCGCACGUGCAGGUGGACUGCGGGGGAGCGAUCCUGGCGCCGGGUUUCAUCGAUUUGCAGAUCAAUGGUGGCUACGGUGUAGAUUUUUCCUACGACGUCGAUUCCGUUGAGGCUGGCGUCCGCAAGGUGGCCAAGGGCUUGUUAGCCCACGGUGUCACCUCAUUCUGUCCCACUCUGGUGACUUCUCCGCCGGAAACCUAUCACACCGUGCUGCCAAAAAUCCCAAAACGAGCCGGAGGUCAGCAUGGGGCGUCCAUUCUGGGGUGCCACGUGGAGGGACCGUUCAUUAACACCAACAAAAAGGGAGCCCACCCCCCGGAGUGCAUCAAGGAGUUUGACCAGGGUUUCCAAACGGCGCUGGAUGUGUACGGAUCGCUCGAAAACAUCAGCAUCAUUACGCUGGCUCCGGAAAAGGAACGAGCCUCGGAAGUUAUUCGUGAGUUGAGCAAUCGAGGCAUCACAGUUUCCGUAGGUCACUCAAUGGCAAACCUGUGCGAUGGCGAGGUAGCAGUUCAGCACGGAGCCCGGCUCAUUACGCACCUGUUCAACGCGAUGUUGCCGUUCCAUCACCGCGAUCCCGGACUAGUUGGCCUCCUCACGACCGAUAAAAUCCCGCCGAAUGCCCUCGUCUACUUUGGCAUCAUCUCCGAUGGUGUUCACACUCAUCCGGCGGCGCUGAGAAUCGCCUACAAAACGCACCCCGACGGAUUGAUACUCGUUACGGAUGCCAUCUCGGCGAUGGGCCUAAACGAUGGUCGCCACCGCAUUGGACAGUUUGACAUUGAGGUGCGCGCGGGUCGAGCGUAUGUCGCCGGAACGGACACACUGUGCGGCAGCAUUGCCCCCAUGGAUGAGUGCAUUCGGUUCUUCAAGAAAGCGUCGAAUUGCUCCAUCGAGUACGCCCUGGAGGCGGCCUCGCUCCAUCCGGCUCGCUGCCUCGGAAUCGAGCAGCAAAAGGGAACGCUCGAGUACGGUGCGGACGCGGAAUUUGUCGUGCUGGACGAUUCGCUGACGGUGCUGUCGACGUGGAUCGACGGCGACUGUGUGUACGAGUCCGGAUCGAGCCUAAAGUCCAACUACCGAACCAACGACAUCAUUUGAUGGAAGGAGGUCUAGUCUUGUGUGCCUUUAAAAAAAACUGCGAACAAAUUUUGUAUGAGAUCUGAUGUAAUCUGCAUUUUAUAAAUAAAAGUGUUUUAAAAUAGGUA